CGGGCCGUAGCGAUUUGAAAGCCGUGCCAUCCGCAUACCUCGCAGAGUUUGACCUGCCACACAGUACAGAAAUUUUCAUUAGAUCCAUGUUUCGUUUUUUGGCAGAAUAAAAGGAGGUCUGGAUGACUGUAAAGCGCUCCCCCAUCUGACACACGCCAGAGGACGCGAUUCUUCAGGUGCAUAUUUAUGGAAUAAAACCAGCCAUCAUGUCAGGAAAGUCAGAUGGGAAAAAGAAGUGGGCGGCCGUCAGGGGUCGCCUCGGCUCCUCGCAGGACUCGGACACCCAGCAGGAGGCCAACCUGGAGAGUGCUGAUCCAGAGCUGUGCAUCAGGCUGCUGCAAGUCCCCACCGUGGUCAACUACUCAGGGCUCAAGCGUCGCCUGGAGGGCAGCGACCAGACAUGGAUGGUCCAGUUCCUGGAGCUGAGUGGGUUAGAUCUCCUCCUGGAGGCCUUGGACCGGCUCUCGGGGCGGGGAUGCUCUCGCAUCGCUGACGCCCUUCUGCAGCUCACCUGCGUCAGCUGCGUCCGCGCAGUCAUGAACUCCUCCGCAGGGAUCCACUUCAUUAUAGAGAACGAGGGAUACAUUCGGAAGCUCUCCCAAGCCUUGGAUACUUCCAACACCAUGGUGAAGAAGCAAGUGUUUGAGCUGCUUGCUGCCCUCAGCAUGUUCUCCACGGACGGCCAUCACCUGGCACUGGAUGCCUUGGACCACUACAAGGGCGUGAAGACACAGCAGUAUCGCUUUAGUGUGAUCAUGAACGAGCUGCACACUACAGACAACGUUCCCUAUAUGGUCACACUCCUCAGUGUCAUCAACGCCAUCAUCUUCGGCUCAGACGACCUCAGGCAGAGAGAUAAGAUGAGGAAGGAGUUUAUCGGGCUUCAGUUACUUGAUAUUCUGCCAAAGUUAAGGGAGCAGGAGGAUGAGGACUUGAUUAUUCAGUGUGAAGCUUUUGAAGAGGCAAUGGCUGAAGAUGAAGAGGAGCUGCUGCGGAUCUAUGGGGGCAUUGACAUGAGUAAUCACCUGGAGGUUUUCACUACACUCUUUAACAAGGUGAGCAGCUCUCCGGCCUCUCUCCAGCUGUUGUCCAUCCUGCAGACGUUGUUGGUGCUGGGCCCGGGCCGCUCCGAUAUCUGGCUAGCACUGGAGGCCAUCACUAACAGAGCCAUACUGCUGGCCCAGGACUCUCAGAUGGAGUCCUGUGAGAAGAUCAUGCAGCGGCUGAUGUUCUCCAAAGGCUGUGAAGGUCGUCAUGAAGUGGACGGGCAGCUGCUGAAAGUGGAUAAGGCCGUGCAGACCGAUGUGGACCAUCAGGACACAGAGGAGUCAGACAAAAGCAUCACGUCCUCUCAGAAGCCACUGUGUGCUGCUCCUCCACCUCCCCCUCCACCCCCACCUCCUCCUCUACCCCCGAGUAUGACUGGGCCCCCGCUCCAACCUUCUAACCAGUGCCCACCUCCACCUCCGCCCCCACCUCCACCUCCUCCUCCACCACUACCUGGAGGGUUUGGUGGACCCCCACCACCCCCUCCCUUGCCUGGAAUGCCGCCACCGCCACCACCACUUCCCUGUGGUCCAGGCAUGGCACCCCCACCACCUCCGCCACCACUACCAGGGAUGGGUGGCGGACCACCGCCGCCACCUCCCUUACCUGGCAUGCCACCUCCCCCUCCUCCCCCGCCAGGCAUGAUAGUGGCUCAGAGUAGCCAGGCCCUUGGGUGCACUGCACCCAUAAAAGCAAGCCGAUGCCCCACCCUGAGGAUGAAAAAGCUCAACUGGCAGAAACUCCGCUCUGUUACUGAUGGUCACUCCAUGUGGGCCUCAGUUCAGAAAGAGCCGCCUCCUCGCGAGCCGGACUACAGCAGUAUCGAGCAGCUGUUCUGUCUCCCGGUGACCGUGCACAAAGACAAGGGGGCAGCUGCUCCUGUCAAGAAGGAGCCUAAAGAGAUUACAUUCAUUGAUCCAAAGAAAAACUUGAAUUUAAACAUAUUCCUGAAGCAGUUCAAAUGCACAAAUGAGGACUUUGUAGCCAUGAUUCAGAAUGGGGACCGUUCUAGAUUUGAUGUAGAGGUGCUGAAACAGCUUCUAAAGCUCUUACCAGAGAAACAUGAGAUUGAAAAUUUGAAGUCUUUCCAAGGAGAAAAAGACAAGCUGGCGAAUGUUGACCGCUUCUACACCUCCCUCCUCACUGUGCCAUGUUAUCAGUUGAGGAUUGAGUGCAUGUUGUUGUGUGAGGAGACUUCAUCAGUGUUGGAUAUGCUCAGACCGAAAGUCAAGCUGGUGGAGGAGGCGUGCCAGUCCCUCAGAACGAGCACGCUCAUGCCCAGCUUCUGCAGGCUCAUCCUUGACGUCGGAAAUUUUCUCAACUAUGGAAGUCACACAGGGAACGCUGAGGGGUUCAAGAUUAGCUCUCUGCUCAAGCUUACAGAGACCAAGGCCAACAAGGGCCGCAUCACGCUGCUUCAUCACAUCCUGGAGGAAGCAGAGGCGAACCACCCGGAGCUGUUGGCGCUGCCAGAUGAUAUAGAGAUCAGUCAAAAAGCAGCAGGAGUAAAUCUGGACUCUGUUCAGGCAGAAGCCAGUGCCUUACUUAAACGACUGAAUGAGACAGCCAGGAAGGUCUCCAACUCUGUGGAAGAGGUGAAGGAGCAAUAUGCAAAAGUUCUUGAGGAAAGUCUGGAGGCUUGUAGAGCUUUAAGCGAAAGGUUCACCGCGAUGGAGAAGAAGAAGAGCGAGCUGGCAGUCUACUUGUGUGAAGAUGCCAGUCAGCUGUCGCUCGAGGAACUCUUCGGAACUAUCAAGACUUUCCGAGAACUUUUCAUCAAGGCGCUGAAGGAAAACAAAACCAGGAGAGAACAGGCAGCCAAGGCUGAGAAGAGAAAGAAGCAGCUGGCAGAGGAAGAGUCCAAGAGACAGAAGGGAGAGAAUGGAAAAAUAAUCAAGAGAGGCGUUGUUCCACAGGAAGACGGUUGCAUCAUCGACCACCUCCUGGCGGAUAUCAGGAAAGGUUUCAGCCUUAGAAAGACCAGGCCAAGGUGCGAUUCGGAAAGCCUCCCUUCUAGUGAAAUGCGUAGGGAUACCUACCCAUCUGGAUCAAGUGUGAAGCCUGUAGGCGAAGAAGCCGCAGAAAUGGCCACCAUUUCCGCUCCUACCAAACCUCAGACCGAGGGUCACCCGCCCAGCACAGGCGAAGUGAACGGCUUCAUCAGCCCAUCAGAAGAGACUCCACCAGCGCCGAGAAGUUCGGUGCAAGAUGGACCAGCUGUACCUCCCAACACACUCCCAGGAGAAGCAGCCACGACAACGCAGGCACCCCAAGAAAGACCUGCGUCGCUGCAGGAUGGGCAACACCCACAGAAACCUGUGGCAUCUUCGCUGGAUACGACUCAAACUCAGCCUCAGGUUGAAGCAGAGCACCAACCAUCUCUCCCCACAAACGGCUUUUCAUUGGAUUCAACUGAGAGCAGCGCACUCAGCCCAUCUUCCCUCUCUGACUUGGACCUGCUAGAGGCCGUAUUAGAUGGCACUUCCAGCCUGGUACCUGAGAAGCUGACACCCGAGGAGCCAGCAGACAUUAGUGUGAAUGUUCAGAUCAAGGAAAGCCCUUUACCUAAUACAGACAAUUUGACACAGAGUAGCGAAAGCCAUAAAACAGGAGGUGUGAAAGGGGAAACUAGUGAUAAAAUAAGCCAUUUAACAGAGACUGUAGAACAAGAGAGAGAUGGAGACGAGCAGGAAAGCAUCAGUGUAAAAACUCCAGGCCAAGAUGAGGUCAAGGAUAGUUCUAAACGUUUGGACCCAAAGCACAAUGUGACUACACUCAGUGAGAGCAUCGAGGGGUGGGACGUCCCAGAUGGACUGCAGUCAGAAGAUCUGCCAUCAGUGUCUGAAGAGGUGCCUCCAUCCCUUCAGCCCGAACCAAAGAAACGGCAGAGCAUUUUUAAGCGAAACAAAAAGAAGAGUACUCAAGGUAAUCUAUCUAUUAACUUAAAUAAAGAUCAUGUUUGGAAUGCUAGUCUCUUGAUUUGUCUUAAAGCAAAACCCUUAUUUGUUUUGUUUUUAUUUCAUUUAACACUUUACAUUUUAAUGCAUGGGCAUUUUUAGUGUUUGUUCGUAAGUAUUUUGUAUGAUAAUAUGCUUUUUAUUAAAGAGUGUUGAUUUGCAGAUUCAAUGUUGACUGGAUUUAAACAUGGUCAGUUUGGUUGAAUGCUCUGUUUUCCGUUCUGACUCUCUGAUACACAAGGUAACAGUGGGAAAGGACACACUAAGCAUAAAAAAGGCUGUGUGUUGCAGUGAGGUAGGUCAAAUCGAUGGGCUGGCAAACUGUAAGCGGGAACAUCAUCCUAAUGAAUUCAGUCACCGUCGAAGCUUCGUCCAAAAUAACACGUCAUUUGUCGGUCUUACUGGAAUCCGGAUCUCAUUUGUCUCUGUUGUCCAGCUUUUUACCACUUGCUCUCACUUUAACACUUUUCCAGCUCAGUGGUGGUCAGGCCCAAAAUCUCUAACAGCAUUUAACCAAAUGUGUCUUGAGGUGGUUUUAAAUGUAUAUUAAACCAGGGUGGAGACUAAUCUGAAAAGUGUGAUCAUAUACAGCAAUUAAACCUCUUUAAUAAGUAGUUACCUUAUCUAACAUCAGUGUUCUGGCCUCAAACAGCCUUGCAGUUUUGUGAAGUCUUUGUGAAGUCAUUGUGGACUGAGUAAUUUCAUGACAGCUGUCAGUUUUGUGUCUCUCCUUCCAUAUUUUCUUGUCCAUUCCCCAAAUCUGCAGCUGGGACUGUUUAACCUACUAACACGGUCUAGUGUGCUUCCUGUAAACUGUGCUUCAUUAAUCUGACUUUGAUGAAAGAUAGACCUACUGUACUGGAUGUGAUGUAAAUGCAUUAAAGAUGUUUUUACCACAAAAAAGUUAAACAUUUUAAAGCUGAUGUAGCCAUGCCUGCAAGAUAUAGAUAUAAUAACUUUAAGAGGUAUUAAAGUGUUUUAUUUAGAUGUAUUUUGAUUUUCAAAUUCAUUUUAGUCUUUGUUUUCCUAGGUGACUCGAGAAAGAGGAAAUCAAGAGGAAGAAGAAAAUGUUAAUUUCCCACAGGCGUUCUGAACUGGAAGGACUGAAGUGUGUUUUAUAUUGUGAGACUACAUGAAUAUUGACUCCUUCAAGAGGAUGCAGAGGUCUUCCUUUUGCAAUGAUUUGAGACCAAGAAGAGGAAACGCAUCUAAUGCUGCCAUCUUCAAAGCAUGAAUGUUAUCGUGUCACUUUAUGUAAAUGAGUUGUAGUUUUUGUGUGUAUGAGUGGUUUUGAUUCAGAACUAUUCAAAAGAGUUGAAUAUGCUUUAUAUGUUUUGUACACUUGUUGUAAUAUGCAGUGACUGUGUUUUGCUACUGUAUACACUCUUUACUGUUGAGCACCUAUAGAAAGAAAAAUGCAGUGUUUUGGUGCAAGGUAUGUAACUGAUCAAAACAAAACAGCUUGAAACCAGUGUCUUCAUUUCUCUCUUCACUAGCCAGAUGAUCUCUAACAGGAAAUCUAAGGAGAGCAUUUAAUGGAUUGUAACUUUGAAUGUUAAUAUUUUAAUAAAAGUGGAUUUACUGUU
Chelmon rostratus (copperband butterflyfish) is the source of this 5590-nucleotide messenger RNA. RefSeq names its product inverted formin 2 (gene inf2). Gene Ontology annotation, biological process: actin cytoskeleton organization. The coding region runs from base 207 to 4106 and encodes 1299 amino acids. Lineage: Eukaryota; Metazoa; Chordata; Actinopteri; Chaetodontiformes; Chaetodontidae. The transcript is spliced from 21 exons. The record is from RefSeq and is a predicted model, not a curated record. Gene Ontology annotation, molecular function: small GTPase binding; actin binding.